AUGGGGAGCGUGCUACUCACGGCUGUGUUCAUAGCGUUACAAUUUGCUACCGGCCUGGCCAACCCUGACUCAAAGCGUUUAUAUGACGACCUGCUGAGCAACUACAACCGACUGAUACGGCCCGUGGGCAACAACUCCGAUCGUCUGACAGUCAAAAUGGGUCUACGACUCUCCCAGUUGAUUGAUGUGAAUCUUAAAAAUCAAAUUAUGACAACAAACGUGUGGGUAGAACAGGAAUGGAACGAUUACAAGCUCAAAUGGAAUCCAGAUGAUUACGGCGGCGUGGACACCCUUCACGUCCCAUCCGAACACAUUUGGCUGCCAGAUAUAGUGUUGUAUAAUAAUGCGGACGGUAACUAUGAGGUGACAAUAAUGACAAAAGCAAUUUUACAUCAUACGGGUAAAGUAGUAUGGAAACCACCUGCCAUUUAUAAAUCAUUUUGUGAAAUCGAUGUUGAGUAUUUUCCAUUUGACGAGCAAACAUGCUUUAUGAAAUUCGGAUCCUGGACAUACGAUGGUUACAUGGUCGACCUUCGGCAUCUCCAGCAGACACCGGACUCGGACAACAUCGACAUCGGCAUCGAUCUGCAAGAUUACUAUAUAUCAGUUGAAUGGGACAUUAUGAAGGUGCCUGCCGUUAGGAAUGAAAAAUUUUAUAGUUGUUGUGAAGAACCAUAUCCGGAUAUUAUAUUUAACAUAACGUUAAGGCGAAAGACACUUUUCUACACCGUAAACUUAAUCAUACCUUGCGUUGGGAUAUCGUUCCUUUCCGUGCUGGUGUUUUAUUUGCCGAGUGACUCCGGCGAGAAGAUAUCAUUAUGUAUAAGUAUACUGCUCUCGCUCACCGUGUUUUUUCUGCUGCUUGCUGAAAUCAUUCCUCCGACGUCGCUUACGGUGCCGCUGCUCGGCAAGUAUCUGCUGUUCACGAUGAUGCUCGUCACGCUGUCGGUCGUCGUCACGAUCGCCGUACUGAACGUUAAUUUUAGGUCACCCGUUACGCACAAGAUGGCACCGUGGGUGCAUCGAGUUUUUAUAGAACUACUGCCUAAGGUUUUAUGCAUAGAGCGGCCCAAGAAGGACGACGAUCCAUCCGAGAACGAAGAUCAAACGCCAACCGACGUGCUGACGGACGUGUUCCAGGUGCCGCCGGAUGUGGAGAAGUAUGUCGGCUUCUGCGGGAAGGAGUACGCCACGGACUUUGACAUCCCCGGUAGGUUCCCUUGGCCACUUGCAUGCACACUGCCACCAUCCCGGUUCGAUGUGGCCGCGUCGGGCGGCGUCGGACCAUGCUUCGGCGAGCCGCCGCUGCCAGCACUGCCACUGCCGGGCGGGGACGACGAUCUGUUCAGCCCGACCGGCAACGGGGACAUGAGCCCGACCUGCUGCGGCGAUCUCAGCCCGACCUUCGAGAAGCCGCUGCUGCGCGAAAUGGAGAAAACCAUCGAGGCCUCGCGAUUCGUCGCGCAGCACGUUAGGAAUAAGGAUAAGUUCGAAAGUAUAGAAGAAGACUGGAAAUACGUGGCGCUCGUGCUCGACCGCCUGUUUCUCUGGAUAUUCACGAUAGCGUGCGUGAUGGGCACGGCGCUCAUCAUCCUGCAGGCCCCGAGCCUCUACGACACCACGCAACCGAUCGACGCGAUGUACUCGAAGAUCGCCAAGAAGAAGAUGGAGCUGCUCAAAAUGGGCAGCGAGAAUGUAUAG
Anopheles coustani is the source of this 1701-nucleotide messenger RNA. It is a transcript of the gene nAChRalpha1, whose product is annotated as acetylcholine receptor subunit alpha-like 1. The record is from RefSeq and is a predicted model, not a curated record. Gene Ontology annotation, biological process: monoatomic ion transmembrane transport; nervous system process; signal transduction. Gene Ontology annotation, molecular function: transmembrane signaling receptor activity; acetylcholine-gated monoatomic cation-selective channel activity. The transcript is spliced from 8 exons. The coding region runs from base 1 to 1701 and encodes 566 amino acids. Gene Ontology annotation, cellular component: neuron projection; synapse; postsynaptic membrane. NCBI's taxonomy places the organism in Eukaryota, Metazoa, Arthropoda, Insecta, Diptera, Culicidae.